Messenger RNA from Glycine soja, 1818 nucleotides. Its product is annotated as disease resistance protein RPM1-like. Bases 1 to 1818 code for a protein of 605 amino acids. Gene Ontology annotation, molecular function: ADP binding. The record is from RefSeq and is a predicted model, not a curated record. Gene Ontology annotation, biological process: defense response to other organism. Lineage: Eukaryota; Viridiplantae; Streptophyta; Magnoliopsida; Fabales; Fabaceae. The transcript has a single exon.
AUGGAGUUUGCUUUAAUUGAUGAUGAAAAUGGAAGUAGGAUAUUAAUCACAAGCAGAAAUCAGGAUGUUGUUAAUUCCUGUAAGAGAUCUGCUGCUAUUCAAGUGCAUGAGCUGCAACCUUUAACUCUUGAAAAAUCAUUGGAAUUGUUUUAUACAAAGGCAUUUGGAUCUGACUUUAAUGGACGUUGUCCAAGCAAUCUUAAGGACAUAUCCACUGAAAUUGUUAAAAAGUGUCAAGGCUUACCACUAGCAAUUGUGGUCAUUGGUGGUCUUUUAUUCGACAAAAAAAGAGAAAUACUUAAAUGGCAGAGGUUUUAUCAAAAUCUAAGUUGUGAACUACGGAAAAAUCCCAGUUUAAAUCCUGUGAAAAGGAUUUUGGGUUUCAGUUAUCAUGAUUUGCCUUACAAUCUCAAACCAUGCUUCUUGUAUUUCGGAAUAUAUCCAGAAGAUUACAAAGUUGAACGCGGGACAUUGAUUCUACAAUGGAUAGCUGAGGGGUUUGUUAAAUCUGAAGCAACAGAAACUUUAGAGGAAGUGGCAGAAAAAUAUUUAAAUGAGUUGAUCCAAAGAAGUUUGGUUCAAGUAUCUUCAUUUACUAAGGGUGGCAAAAUUAAAUACUGUGGUGUUCAUGACCUAGUAUAUGAAAUUAUCCGUGAGAAAAAUGAAGAUUUAAGCUUUUGCCAUUCUGCAAGUGAGCGUGAGAACUCGCCAAGAAGUGGGAUGAUUCGUCGCCUAACAAUAGCAUCCGAUUCCAACAAUUUGGUGGGAAGUGUUGGAAACUCAAACAUUCGAUCACUUCAUGUUUUUAGUGAUGAAGAAUUAUCAGAAUCCUCGGUGAAGAGAAUGCCUACAAACUACAGGUUAUUAAGGGUACUUCAUUUUGAACGCAAUUCACUGUAUAAUUAUGUUCCGCUCACGGAAAAUUUUGGGGAUUUAUCCCUUUUGACGUACUUAAGCUUCAGAAAUUCAAAGAUAGUAGAUCUUCCAAAAUCAAUAGGCGUGUUGCACAACCUAGAAACAUUGGAUCUAAGAGAAUCUCGUGUGCUUGUGAUGCCAAGAGAGUUCUGCAAGCUUAAAAAGUUAAGACACCUUUUAGGGUUUCGGCUUCCAAUAGAGGGUAGCAUUGGAGAUCUAACGUCCCUAGAAACACUGUGUGAAGUGAAAGCAAACCAUGAUACAGAAGAAGUAAUGAAAGGGUUGGAAAGACUUACACAAUUAAGGGUGUUGGGCUUGACCCUUGUUCCGUCACAUCACAAAAGUUCUCUGUGCUCCUUGAUAAACAAGAUGCAACGCCUGGACAAGUUAUACAUUACUACUCCAAGGUCAUUACUUAGGCGCAUUGAUUUGCAAUUUGAUGUAUGUGCACCUGUGCUUCAGAAGGUUCGCAUUGUAGGGGGUUUAAAGGAGUUCCCAAACUGGGUUGCCAAGCUCCCAAAUCUUGUUACGUUGUCCUUGACACGCACCCGUUUGACUGUUGAUCCAUUGCCACUACUUACGGAUUUACCAUAUUUGUCGUCCCUCUUUAUUAAUCGUAGUGCAUACGAUGGUGAAGUUUUGCAGUUCCCAAACAGGGGGUUUCAGAACCUUAAGCAAAUACUACUGAAUCGCUUGUAUGGUUUGAAAUCCAUCGUUAUUGAAGAUGGAGCAUUGCCUUCUCUUGAAAAGUUCAAGUUAGUCAGAAUUCUCGAACUGAAGGAGGUGCCUUCUGGUCUCUACAAGUUACCAAAUCUUGAGGUUUUCCAUGCUAUUCAUAUGUCACCUGAAUUUCAAGAAAACUUUAAUCUCAACAGAGGACAACGUCAAUGGAUAAUAGAAUGA